GCCGGUUCUUUCUUUCGCGGUUUUUGUCUGCAUCGCGCCUCACCUCUUGGCGGUUCUACCCCACCCACCCACACACAGGUCGCCGCUCGCCAGCAGAUCGGUUUCUGUUCCCGACGGCGCUUGCUCCUCUCGUUCCUGACGCCGCACCCUCCUCUCGAAGCCGCUCUCCUCCUCCAACGGCGUUCACUCCUCCCGACGCCGCUCCCCUCCUCCCCACGCCGCUCCGCGACACCGUCAUCCCAUCGCCGUCGCCCUCAGGAGAUUCUCCUCUGACCCGCAGAGCUCUUUCUGGGUGCGGCGCCAUGGCUCCACCUUGGCCAUCGUUGUCCCCUCCACAAGUGGUUCUUGUGGCGUCCACAGCUCCGCUAGUUCUCGUGUGCUGAUCCGUCUCCCCUCGCGCAUGGCGGUAUGGCGGUGCUUCAUCAGCCAAACCCAUGGCUGGAUCUCGAGUGUAUUGGAGGAGGGCAGCAGGUCUGGCAGCUCCCUGCUACACUCUCCUCGUCCUGCUACUAUUCUGCUCAUGUGUUCACCUCGAAAACCCCCAGAUCCCCUUUUGCAGCUGGCUCCAAAUUGAGUGGAGGCUACCAUACGGAGCAAUCGGAGCGGAGUGUCCUUGCCUUCAAUCGCCAUCAGGAAAGGUCCAAAUCUCUCGCGGAUGCGACCACCUUCCGAUCUCAACGGCGACCUCGAAUCUGUUCCCCUGUGUCGGCUGGCGGCAUCCAUCCACCUAGGGCGUCAUUGCUGCGUUGCAGUGGCCGUAUUUCGUACUGGUGGCCCCGUCAAUCAGCAUCCCCGAAGAGGAGGCAGGAUCCUACGUGUGCUGUGAAGCCCUCAACCUCUACUGGCUCUGACCUCAACACAGGUGCUGAUCCCAAGGACAUCUUUCCAGCAAAACUUUCAGACAGUCUUGUAAGUUCCUGCCUGCUAAUUCAUUUUGGCACCAUAGUCAUCAAUCUAUCUUCAGUUCCCAUUCAUUUUGUCUUGGCUCUUGUGUUAGAUAUGUUCUGCAAACUACUCUUUUCAUGGAAUUAAUAUUUUUUUUAUAAAUUAGCAUUUUAAGUUUUGCAGUAAAGGGUGGAUCAGAUUGUCAAUUCUAUUAUUUGCUAAAUGAACUAGCCUUUGGUUAGUUUCCUGAAAUCAUUUCAUUAUCUCUUUUAAACUGUGUAUAUUGACCUUUAGGCUUAGGUUUGUGUUGGAUCUGUGCAACGAAUAAUUCAUGAUUAGCUAUAUUAAUUGAUGGCGUAAUGUCUUAAAAAAUUGAUGGCUUUGUGGUAAAACAUGCAUUUGAAAUAUGUUGGAUUGGCGAAAUCAGUAGAGACUAGAGAGUUGUUUGGGAUUCUGAACCUGAAGCUUUAGAAGAAAAGGUGUUCAUUUCCUCAUUCUACAUCAAGCACUAACAGCAGCAGGAGCAUAUUCCUUAUUCUGUGCAUUUUUUUGACUCUUCACACUUAAAAUUUGGUGCCUUAUUCUCCUGCAUCUGUUGCCUAUAAAAUAUGAGAUUUGAUCUAAACUAUGUCAUCAUCCUGCAUUUCUAGAUGCUGGCUAAUAGUUAACUUGGCUACCAUGGAGAGUUACUAUCUAAGCUAAAUCAUCUCAUUUUUAUAAAAACAAAUUAGUUAUCUUCAGUUUGCACAUUAGCAAAGAAGAUGGUGUUCGGUGCAUGUGUCAUUGUAGAAGCUAGCAUUUUUUUAAUGGUUGCACUCACGCCAUUUUUCUAUAUUUCUUUUCUCUCUCUAUCCUGUGUUUGGAUAACAAUUUGAGUCUUUGACCCUUUUCAGUCUUAAGGAUGAGUAGCAAUAAUUUUGCUUGGAUGGUUCUGCAGGUCUGGUCGUCUGGAUGAAUCCUCCACUUGCAGCUGCAGGAACAAUCUUAAUUGAAGUUCUACAUGACCUCAGAUGCAACUACAAAAAUUUAUGUACAAAUGUACUGAUUGCAGAACUACCUAUUGGAAACUUUGUACCUGUAAAGCAAUGUAAUCAAGGUGUUGCCGUGAAAUCUGAAAUCUCAAGUACAAUGUUGGAUACUUGACCAUAAAAGUUAAUCAUCAUGUGUUGAAGAAACAUUACGAUAUAACCUUAUUUGUUUGUGCUUGUGAA
Molecule: messenger RNA, 2096 nt
Organism: Panicum virgatum (switchgrass)
Lineage: Eukaryota; Viridiplantae; Streptophyta; Magnoliopsida; Poales; Poaceae
Exons: 3
Coding region: 409-1032 (207 amino acids)
Source: RefSeq, a predicted model, not a curated record